This is a messenger RNA of Fopius arisanus, 4044 nucleotides long. RefSeq lists its product as uncharacterized. NCBI's taxonomy places the organism in Eukaryota, Metazoa, Arthropoda, Insecta, Hymenoptera, Braconidae. Gene Ontology annotation, biological process: proton transmembrane transport. The record is from RefSeq and is a predicted model, not a curated record. Bases 682 to 2727 code for a protein of 681 amino acids. Gene Ontology annotation, cellular component: membrane. The transcript is spliced from 8 exons. Gene Ontology annotation, molecular function: proton channel activity.
UAAAACCGAGAUGAGGUACCUGACAAGGUAAAUCCGCUGUCGCAUCUCCGAUUAAUAUCAAUUAAAUAGACAUAAAUGGACACGACGUAACAUAUCAUACGUUUCAACAAAUCAUUGUUAUUUAACGUAUAUUUGUUAUACGUAUUAUAUUCAUUAUUGUUGGUAUCCACAUAAAAUGAACUUAUUCGAAUUAGUGCAAUGAGAAAAAUACGAGUGAGUAAGUGAAAGUGAUGGAGAUUCAGAAGAAAGUAAUAUCUCCGCUAAACGUUUAUUCCCCAAUGAUUUAUUAAUUUUUUCAUUAUAAUAAAGAGAAUAAAACGUUUAUGGUUUAACUCUCCAGAAAAUUGCAAAGAUGUUUUUUUCGUCUUCAAUACCAACGCACGAAGACUUUUUGAGAUGAUUCUUGGUAUAAAAUGUCAGUGGUUUUUUUGGUGAGGCAAUUUAUUUACUUUUCGUGGCACAGAUCGAACUUUUAGUUCGUCUCGAUUGUAAUACUGAUGGGAAAAGUUACACGAAAAUGUGAGUGAGAGUGAACUGAGUGAAGUUGUAGGAAACAGGAAGCAAAAGUGAAUACGUCAGUGAAGUCAUUGAGGGACGAGUUUUGUCACGCAUUGAUGUUUUGAGUAUCUCUCGGAUUUUAAUCAUCUUGCAAGAUAUUUUUUGGAGAACACUUCAUCUAAAAUGCCGAGAGCCUCCUCGUCGCUUCAACCUAUUGAAGAAUCCAACCCAACGAAAUCGAAUGCAGCACAUAAUGAAAUACAUGAUAAAGAUAGUCUGAAUGAGACGGGAAGUACAACUGGUGGAACAGUGGAGGGAAACCACUCUCGGAACGGAAUAAAUACUAGAAGUGAGCCAACAGCAGAAUCUGGUGAUCCACAUAUGACGAGAACUGGUGAAAGACCUAUUUCCACAACGGCACCACCUAAAUCCCUUCUGUCGAGGAUUCUCGCGAGAGCGAGAUCCCCGGAUCAUGAUCUCUUGGAUCAAUCAGAGCCAUUUUCCCAGUUAUGGAUUGUUCUCUCAAACGUCUACGGGGAGUUAAUAAUUGUUCUGAUGGUUGCACUAUGCCUCGUAGAAGUGAUCGACACACCAAUUACUCUAUUAAGCCUUCAGAGCGUUUUUCUAAUGUAUCUCUACGUUGGUAGCAUCAUUGUCAUCAUGAGUAUCUAUCUUUGGGUGCUGGUCGAUAGUUGCGGAAGUCUGGCGAAUUGCAGCGAUGACGCUGAACUUGGUACAGCAUCACUCACGCGAUUUGGUUCCCUCAAGAAAGCCCACAUAUCACGAUCUAAAACUGCAACCACGAGCUUCUAUAUCCGUGUUGGUGCACUGCUUUUUGGUCUCGCCACUCUAGUUUUUAAUGGUCUGGAAAUGGCAAUGCACUCAAUGAUGCAGGGGGUUGAGUGUCUCAAUGAUGUCGUCUUCGUACAUCCUGUACUUCAUGGGCUUUUCACCUUUCUACAAAUGCAUUUUUUAUUUGUUAAUUCACAGGUCUUGGUGGAACGUUUUGGAUUAGUUGCUCGAUUUGGAUUUAUUCAUCUGGCAGCAACAAACAUUGCUGUUUGGGCAAGACUAAUCAUCUGGAAUUCCGCACAGGAGUGGACAUAUUUUGUCCACUUAGCGCAAAAGGACUCUGAAAAUACCUCAUCGUCUUUAAAUAUACACGCCUUACCCGGAUCCUUAACUAGACACGUUCGUGAUAUUUUUAAGAGACAAACAGCAUCAGAAAUAAGUCUCCCACCACAGCGAUUUCCCUACCAGCCAAUUUCAGAUGAUCAAAUCUCCCAAGUAGUGACUUUACAAGAAUGUCUGAAUGCAAACACCCUCGGUCAGCUAUGGAUUUCCAGUACGCCCUUUCUCUAUCCUUUCAUCGUGCAAUUCAGUCUAAUAGCAGCAGCAGUGACAUUCGUAAUGGGUAGGAACGUAGGAAAAACGCGCUACACCCACAAGCAGCAGAAAUUCCACAGCAUGAAGGAGAUGACAAACCACACAAGGAUAGGAUGCGAUAGUUCAUCCAAGGGUCUUUUCCUUGGUAUUCUCAGUAUGAGUGCUGGCAUCGUGGUUAUACUAAUUUUUCUCGUUGUGAGAGAAGAUGAUAACUUCCCACCAGCAACACUCUCAUGGCUAACCACUGGCACUUUAAUUGGAAUUCUUGCGUUGAGUGGAAUGAUGACCAUCAGUGGCCUUGUGCAAGUCAGACAAAUGUCCAUAGUCUCAAGGAUUCCCCCGUCACAUGACAAUAUUUUGUCCAAUCUUUCCCUCUUUGGAGUUCAGCUUUACUGCGUUUUUACGAUUGUUGUGUGUUCCUGUGCGUUAGCCAGUAAGAAAAUUGAUGAUCAAAUUGAUGAUGACACCAGGGGUAGAUACGUUAUGCUUUUAACGGCAUCAGUACUUCAAUUGAUUCAAUCGUUUGCUCAAAGUACACUUAUUGCGGAAGCUUCGCGGAGAUCCUGCAUCACGCGUUAUCAAAUGAUGACUAAACCCUCCAGACAAGUUAUCACAUUCUUACUGUUCAGUAAUGCUGUCCUCUGGGCAUUCGAUACCGUUAUUACGCAAAAUUGGAUAACGCAGGAGCUGCAGUUGAGAUUCUUCGGAGUUCUUGCCUGGGGUAUUGUAUCGAGGAUAUGUCUACCACUGCUCAUAUUUUAUAGGUUUCACAGUUGUGUACUGUUGCUGGAGGCGUGGAGCAAGUGCUAUAGAACACCCAGGGGCCAUUUGACGAUUAACUGACGACACGUGAUGCCCAGGCAUGACAAGUGUAGAAGACGUGAAGAAUCACCACGCCGCAAUCGUCACAAAAGAAAACAGGGAAAAAUCCACGCGAAAACCGUUACCGAGUAUCCAUUACUCGAUGAAUCCAUAAAUUAUCUUAUUUAUAAUAGUAAAUAUGAUGGGGUACACUGCUUUGACCCUCGGAUGGAUGCAGGAUCUUGGUUGUACGUCGAUACGAAUCCGGUCAUGACUUUAAUAGCGUCAGCAUCGAAACCUCAAACUCAUCAGCAUCAUUCUCAUCAUCUUGGUUAUCACAACUGUCCCUCACGUUGUGUUUUCAACCACCGAAGAUGCAUCAAUCCAGAUAAUGAUGCCACCGUUGGCCAGUACGUUAAAAAACCUAUCGGCAAAGAAAUUGGGGGUCUCGAUGAGACUGAACCAAGGACAUCGACCUUUAGAAAAGUGCCAUGGCACCCAAAUCUUCAUAUGCUUAAAAUAAGACAACCUUAAUUUUACCAUUUCCUAUUCAACUUGACUUUUUUUUUACAAUAUUAUCAUUAUUUCCUUUUAUUCUCUGUCUAUCGGCGUAUUUUCCUCAUUCUUCCUUAGUAACAAAAGUAGGAGUCAAUGAAAAAGUAAGACAAUGAAAAAGAAAGUCAUGUACAGUUGAAAUUCUAAGCGAAACGUGCAAUAUUACUUCUAGACUUUUUCCUAAUAACUAGAUGCAGAUAUAGCCAGCCAUGCUGAUUGUACAGUUAUAUUCUAAGGUUGAGAUAUUUUAUGGUCACUUUUAUAUCUUAACAGUGAGUUUUCUGUGGGCAGUGGAACACUCACUCAAUUAAUUUCUAUUCACAUUAUUAAUGUAUUUAUUCCAUGUUCUGUUUUCUUUCGAUUAAAUAAACCUAUGAUUAUUGUUCGAUUAAUUUUGUUUUAAACAUGGUUUUAUUUUGAAUAUGUUGGUUCAUGGUGAAAGAUACAUAUUAUAUCUUAAGUAAGAGCACUCCGUAUUAAAAAAAGAUUCUCUCCUUUUAGUCGGUCAUCACUGUUCGGAGUGCUGAUUAUUAAUGCUAAAAGUUAUACCCGCUCUCCCACUCUCUUUUUAUAAAAGUAAUAGAAUACAAUGUGUCCUUGUAUCAAUCUUCGCAAAAGUACAAAUGAACUCGUCGAUAUAUACAUUAGUAUAUGGAUGGUAAACAAUUUCAUACAUAUUCAAUGUUUAAUCGUAUUUCAUCAUUACGAUUUAAGCAGUAAUUAUCCCGGGAAUGGUAAGUAGACAGCAUUAGAAGGAAUUAAUAAAAAAAAAACAAUGCUUUGCGACAAUGAACUUGAGUGAAA